AGGUUAUGUUUAUUGUUUAGUGGUUUAGGUUUAAUUAAAAUAAUAUUAUAUUAUUAAAUAAUAAUUUUGAUAUAAAUCUAUAAAUAAAUUGUAUAUUAAAACAGAACAAUUUAAGUGAAAACAGUGAUUAAUAAAGGGUACUUGGUUAUUCUAAAUGUAUUCCAACAUCGUUCUAUCCAGACAAUGGUCUCGAGUGGCGUGUUUCUGCCGCUAUGUGUCCACAAUCGAGGGACAGACACUUCCUCAGCCUGGAAAGUCAAGUGAUGGAAUUUCGCCGCCGCCGCGCAUACCCAGAGGUCCUACCGAUAUCUUACAGGCUUUAGCGGCAACGGUUGGCUCAGACCCUACAGCUGCACAUUACAAAUAUCAUGAUGAUCCAUUUUUAAUACCCCAAUCAAAUUACCGUAAGCGAGCAUAUGCCCUGUCAGCCGAAGCUGGAAGGAAAGCAGCAGCGUGGAUAAAAGAUGAGCAUGCAGAACUGUUUACUAUGAGAGAAUGGGACCCGCCCCUGAAGAUGAAAACCCCAUAUUUUAAUGCUGACCCACAGAUUGAGGCUUUUGCUCCUAAACCUAUUUAUAAUGAUGAGAGUAAGGUCACAGAAGAAGAUUUAAGAUACACUAUUCAAAAUGCACUUCUAGAAGAUGCAAUUAAAGUGUUUGAGCUUCUUGGUGGAGUAGACAAUUUGAAUGAUGAAUUGAAGCUAUCUCUUUUGCAAUUGUUGUGCUUUUAUAAUGAGAAGGAACCAGUUUCUAUGGAAUGGGUGGAGGAAAGGUGGUUCUCUGCUGCCACAAGGGAAAGACAGGCUGCCACUUGGAGGCUAGGUGGUCUUGCUGACAAAAUCUUCACAGCAAUGGAUCCCAAAACCUCUGAAGCAUACUGCGCUAUCAUACAAGGAAUGGCUAAAUAUUUUCAAGCCGAACGAGCUCACGCCUUAGCACAAGAGGCGAGGGAGCAAGGCAUACCGCUGUCAACCAGUGUAUAUAACUCCUUGUUAGGCUGUGUUGGUUUCUUGAAGGAAGGAGUUUCUCUACGCGUCGAGGCGCUUAAGAGUUUACUGAGUGAAAUGAAUGAACAGGGUCUAUCACCAAAUUCCGAGACAAUGAACGCGUGUCUAAGGUCGAUAUCCUCGUGGGGCGGCGGCAAGGCUCUGCAGACCAUCGCGCUGCAGGUAGUGGCUGAGUUCAGGCUACUAGGCAUUGAGCCCACUCUGUCCGCUUACUACUAUCUGCUGUGCGUGUUUUGUAAAGAACGGGGUCCACGUAUCGACAUCCUCACUGAUAUUAUAGCGGAUCUAGAGAAGAGGGAAUCAAUAAAAGCCACUCAAGCAACGGACACUAACUUCUUCAUUACCGCAAUGGGAGUUUGUAGCGAUCAUUUACAGGAUGUAAACCUGGCGGAGCGCGUACACGCCUUGCUAAUGAAAGAUGACAAUUACAAGUUGGUGGGCGAUGCGUACAAGGAAAGCAUUUACUAUAGGCACCUCGUCACCGUUACUUGCAAAUAUGCCCCAUUCGAGAAGACAACAGAAUUAUUAGACACAUUAGUGCCUAACAUUUACGUUCCCGAACCGACCGUGAUGGAGGAGAUUAUAAGAACGCUGGAAGUGGCAGGAGCAGGCGACAGAUUGGCAGAAGCGUGGUCGCAACUGGUGGUAUACGGACACGCCAAGCGAACUAAGCUUGUGGAAAAACUACUCUCGGCUUUCUGCAGUUGUUACACAUAUCAAGAAGACGAAGUUAAAGCAAAGAUCCGUAACGCAGCUGCGGAUAUAUUAAAGUAUGGACAACUCGUAGAAGAACGAGAAGAAAAUGAGGAUCGCCGCUCACCUACACCAAAACUAUCAGCUACAGCCCUGUCAAACAUAGUGGAACUAUGCUCCGAUACGCAAGACAAAUUAGACCCCAAUUGGACCGCAGUAGAAGACGCGAUACAAAAGCUAAGAAACGAGCAAGCUACCGGGGUACCCGAGAGACCGCAGGCUUUGGCUGACGUCGCACAAAAGGCUGCUACUGUUGGAAAACCUGAGUUGGCUGCUCUCGCCGUAACCUACUUAGCGGAAUGCGGGUUUGAAGAGGCAACAGCGGCUAGUGUUCAAACGUUGGGCGUGAUGCUGAACCGGCCCGCUGAAGAAAUUGAAACUUUACUCCAAGAGCAGAAAUCUUCCCUUGCCACAUCGCUCCACCCUUCGGCCUUGGCGGUAGCUCAGGCUUAUCAUAUAGCCAAAUCUGGAGCACCGGCACACGAAUCCGAAUCCUCGGAGAGCGACAGCGAUACGUCGUCCGACGAUGAAUAGUCUUUAUGUUAGUAUUAUUACUUAGUAUUAAUAAAUUGCAUUUAGAUAU
Molecule: messenger RNA, 2342 nt
Organism: Maniola jurtina (meadow brown)
Lineage: Eukaryota; Metazoa; Arthropoda; Insecta; Lepidoptera; Nymphalidae
Product: protein PTCD3 homolog, mitochondrial
Exons: 15
Coding region: 155-2293 (712 amino acids)
Biological process (GO): mitochondrial translation
Cellular component (GO): mitochondrion
Molecular function (GO): protein binding; ribosomal small subunit binding; rRNA binding
Source: RefSeq, a predicted model, not a curated record